CUGCAAAUAAGGCUGAGGCUGCUGCCUGAUUGGUAUAUCAUCUCACUUUCUCUCAGCAUUGAUUUUCUUGCUCUCCUUAUUUGCUUCAUAAAAAGAGAGACGAGGAGCUGGUGCUUGUUCCCUCCCUCCCUCCCUCUCUCUCUCCCUCUCCACUGUGAGAAGCUUUUGGGAGCCUUUAUUUUUAGUAUGAGACAAACCUUGCUUUAUUUCAGGAGACGCAAGUUGGAUUAUAAACCCUUUUGUAAAUGUGUAUGGUGAUAUUUGCUCCGCUUUUUGCAAUCUUUGCAUUUGCAACAUGCGGUGGGUACUCUGGAGGACUGCGCCUCAGUGUGGACUGUGCAAACAAGUCAGAGAGUGACCUCAACAUUGACAUAGCCUUUGCCUACCCGUUCAGGUUGCAUCAAGUGAAUUUCGAUGCUCCCACUUGUGAAGGCAAGCGCCGAGAAACGCUCUCCUUGAUAGGGGACUUCUCCUCAUCAGCAGAGUUCUUUGUCACCAUUGCAGUCUUCGCCUUCCUCUACUCGCUGGCUGCCACCGUGGUUUAUAUCUUCUUCCAGAACAAGUACCGUGAAAACAACAGGGGACCUCUAAUUGAUUUCAUUGUGACAGUGGUCUUCUCCUUCUUGUGGCUGGUGGGCUCAUCUGCUUGGGCUAAAGGACUGUCCGAUGUAAAGAUUGCCACCGACCCAGACGAAGUGCUCUUGCUGAUGUCAGCCUGCAAACAGCAGUCCAACAAAUGCUUGCCCGUUCGCAGUCCUGUUAUGUCAAGCCUGAACACUUCUGUUGUCUUUGGAUUCUUGAACUUUAUCCUCUGGGCAGGCAACAUUUGGUUUGUGUUUAAGGAGACGGGCUGGCAUUCCUCGGGCCAGCGGCACGCCGCAGACACCAUGGAGAAGCAGUCCAGUGGCUACAACCAGGGCGGCUACAACCAGGACAGCUACGGGCCAGCUGGGGGCUACAACCAGCCAGGCUCCUACGGGCAGGUGGGUGACUACGGCCAGCCCCAGAGCUACGGCCAGAGUGGGCCAACAUCCUUCUCUAAUCAGAUUUAAGGUUCACGUGGUGUGAGCUCUUACAUCCCUCACACAUAGAGCAUUUAGCAGGUCUCAAGUUUCCGUGGCACCAGGUUUUUAAGGGUUUUACACAAAUUAAUACUACGACGCAGCGUUCAAUGUCGGUUGACGAUCUAAUUCUACCUCCUGAGGUGGAUGGGAGGUGGCCCGUGGCUGGAGCUGGCAUGUUGAGCCCCUGAUAGGCAUAUACAGGGGUGUGUGCAUCACAGGUGGUGACCUGGAGUCCGUGUUGUAGUGCGUACUGUAGAGAUAACUUUAUGGUAGUUUUGUAUGUGUUAAGA
Molecule: messenger RNA, 1354 nt
Organism: Meleagris gallopavo (turkey)
Lineage: Eukaryota; Metazoa; Chordata; Aves; Galliformes; Phasianidae
Gene: SYNPR
Product: synaptoporin
Cellular component (GO): synaptic vesicle membrane; synaptic vesicle
Source: RefSeq, a predicted model, not a curated record